AAUUUCCACAGAAGUUCUUGCAUGCUCGCUGGAUGUGUCCUAGUACAAGUAAAACAUGAUUGAUUGAAGUACUUCAACGUAGAGAAUGGAUCGGCAAAGCUUAUAUUGUCCAAUAGUGGAAGUCAUAUUUAUAAUACGGAAGAGGGUCUCAAAUAAAGGAAGUGACAUAAUUGAAAUCUAUAGCAUAAUAAGAAAGUUCAGAUUCCGAAGUUAAAGUAUCUGCGAGCUAUAAGAGGUAAUGAUAACAAAACAUGAAUGCGUUCAAGACUGACUGUCUUUCCACUGUCUUAUUUCUGAGGCACUUCACAAGCUUUUGACAUCAAAUGGUCCAAAUCCAUCGCUAUUUAUCUUUGCUGAAAAUGACAAUGGGAAAUAACUGCUUCAAUGUUAUUGUCACCGAAGGUGCUCAGGAUCCCUUUAUGACUUCACACCUACCAAUGAUAAACUCACCUAACCCAUUUUUUGAGAGAGAUUAGGGCUAUGGACCACCAAGAAACCACCUAAGACUCAUCCAAAAACUGCAGAUGAAUCCCACAAAAGCAGUCACUUACACAAGCUCCUAGAACUGAGACUCAAACAGUGUACAACAUGAGUAAUAUUUUCAGAUUCGAGUUUCAUCAGAUAACUUUGGAUCUUUCAUUUGAGUUUAUCACCACAUCUAGAACCUAAUUGUGACAUCUGAGUAAGUAUUAUGUUUUAUUAUCCUAACCUACGUGGGAGGGGACAGUGACACAGACAGACAAGAAUUUUCUUUAGGAGACCAACUUGAUAUCUUUUCACGUGUCCCUGAAAGCGUUCCAGCCACCUCCUAAAUCAAUUUGUCUCGCACCUAGAUAUGCUCCAUCUAUCCUCUACUUUGAAUGUAUAGAUAUCCUGCAGUGAGAAAAUAAGAUAAACAAUUCAUCUUAUAGACAAAGCCUCUCCUAUCAACACUAUAAAUCAUAUGAUGGGUGACUCUGCAAUCAAACCUUCUGUUCAGAUUGUGAUAGGUCCAGCCGUCAACACCAGCACGCAUAGCCAAACCCACCAAAAUGACAACGGCAAACCAUCAAAGUCACAAAUCUUAACGCAACUUCAUGCAGGCUACUUCUCCAUAUGCAUUUCCCUCAGUGCACAAGCUCUAUUAUGGAAGAGUUUGAGUGAAAACAAGAUGGACUCACAAGCUCUCUGGCAUGCAUUUAAUGUACUACCUUCCAUUGCUUUUCUCCUGCUAUGGGGUCUCUCUGUAUCCAUUGCAGCUUCUCUAUCUUUUCUUUACAUUCUCAGGUGCUCCUUUCACUUUGAUCUAGUGAAGACCGAGUUCUUACAUCACAUAGGAGGGAACUACAUGUAUGCUCCUUGGAUUUCUUGGCUUCUCAUUCUUGAAUCUGCACCCAUGACUGUUCCUAGAUUUUUCUAUCAGGGUCUAUGCUGGAUACUUUCAGUUCCAAUAUUGGUGCUGGAUGUGAAACUCUAUGGACAAUGGUUUACAACCGAUAAACGGUUCCUGUCAGUGGUAGGAAACCCAGUAAGCCAGAUAUCAGUGAUAGGAAACUUAGUGGCUGCUCAAGUCAUGGCAGGGACGGGUUGGAAAGAGAGUGCAGUCUCAAUGUUCUCACUUGGAUUUGCACAUUACCUGAUUCUGUUUGUAACACUGUAUCAGCAUCUAACCAGUAGCAAUCGGUUUCCCACAGUGCAGAGGCCAGCGUACUUUCUGUUCUUUGCAGCUCCAAGCAUGGCAAGUCUAGCUUGGAAGUCCAUAUCAGGGAUUUUUGACACCCCAUCAAAGAUGCUAUUUUUUCUAUCUUUGUUCCUCUUUGUGUCUCUGGUAGGUUCCCAGCUGAUUCAGAUUCCACAUUUGAAUUGUAAAUGAUUUGUUUAUUCUUCCUCUUGCAUUGUAACAUGGUAAUCUCUCUGUCUCAAAACAGGCUUGCAGGCCAGCUCUCUUCAAGAAAU
Molecule: messenger RNA, 1935 nt
Organism: Neltuma alba
Lineage: Eukaryota; Viridiplantae; Streptophyta; Magnoliopsida; Fabales; Fabaceae
Product: S-type anion channel SLAH1-like
Exons: 1
Coding region: 944-1852 (302 amino acids)
Biological process (GO): transmembrane transport; intracellular monoatomic ion homeostasis
Cellular component (GO): membrane
Molecular function (GO): voltage-gated monoatomic anion channel activity
Source: RefSeq, a predicted model, not a curated record